AUGAACACUUCAAAAUACGACCCUGUGGAUCAAGAAUUUCCUCCCGCUUAUGAUGAGCCACAAGCCUCAAGGUCUCCUGGAGAUAAUGUCCCUGAUGAUUUUAAAUACUCGGUAGCCGUUGCGUCCUGUGAGUUACCUGUACGCCAGAUAUUCAUAAGAAGAGUGUAUUCCUUAUUGUCGUUACAAAUAAUGGGUACUGUGAUCGUUGGGAUGAUUCUCCAUUCCAAUAGUUCGAUAAGAAAUUGGUGCUUGAACAAUAUGUGGCUCCUUUUGGUUACAGGAAUUGCAUCUUUUGGAUUUUUGAUUGCCACUCAUUUCAAGGCUAGAUCAUAUCCCACGAAUUUAAUCUUACUAAGUGCCUUUACCCUAUGUGAAGCAUAUGCCGUUGGUGUAGUGUGUUCUGUUGUUGAGACCGACGUUCUAGUGCAGGCUUUAUUAUUGACCAUGGUGGUUUUUAUUGGCUUGACGAUGUUUGCUUUUCAAACUAAGUAUGACUUUAUCAGCUGGCAAGGUUUUGCAUCUAUGGCAUUAUGGUUCUUAAUAGGGUGGGGUAUACUCUUCAUGAUAUUCCCUGGAUAUUCAAAAUCGAUGGAUUUGGUAUAUUCUGGUGUUGGAGCGCUCUUGUUUUGUCUCUAUAUUUUGAUAGACACUCAGAGGAUUAUGAAAACAGCAUAUUUGGAUGACGAAAUAAUAUCAACGAUUGCCUUGUAUUUGGAUAUCUUGAAUUUAUUUCUUUACAUUUUACGUAUUAUGCAACGCCGUGAUUCCUAG
Messenger RNA from Priceomyces carsonii, 771 nucleotides. RefSeq lists its product as uncharacterized. The coding region runs from base 1 to 771 and encodes 256 amino acids. The record is from RefSeq and is a predicted model, not a curated record. The transcript has a single exon. NCBI's taxonomy places the organism in Eukaryota, Fungi, Ascomycota, Pichiomycetes, Serinales, Debaryomycetaceae.